This is a messenger RNA of Caenorhabditis elegans, 1748 nucleotides long. It is a transcript of the gene clec-42, whose product is annotated as Deleted in malignant brain tumors 1 protein-like. The record is from RefSeq and is marked reviewed. NCBI's taxonomy places the organism in Eukaryota, Metazoa, Nematoda, Chromadorea, Rhabditida, Rhabditidae. The coding region runs from base 32 to 1699 and encodes 555 amino acids. The transcript has 3 exons. Gene Ontology annotation, molecular function: carbohydrate binding.
AAUCCAUGUAUGCACGGAUUGUAUUUAAGUUAUGACAACUGUAAUCAUUUCCUCAAAUUGUGCUAUGUGGUCUCACUCUGUUUUACUCCUCGCCGCUCUUGCCUCAGUCUUGGCCGACACUUGCCCUGAUGGAUUCACGAUCUUAAGUACCAACAAAUGUGUGAAGCUGGUCACAGAAGCCUCAAAACACUCGGAUGCUACGGCUUAUUGCACAUCGCUAGGAGGAAACUUGAUUUCUGUUCACAGUGUUAUUGACAAUAACGCAUAUCAGAAAUUAGCUGCAGUUUCAGUAACUCCGUAUUGGCUGGGCAUCAAAUGCGCUCAGUCGGGAAGUCCGAAAUCUUGUUUGUGGGAUGAUCAGAGUGGAGAUGCGGGAAAAUAUAAUGGAUUUGCUCCGGGAUUUCCUCUUCUUGAGAUUGGAAGCUGCGUUUACGUGCCGACAAACAGCUCAUCCGCGGGAAAAUGGCUCAGCGGAGACUGUGACGCGAUGAUCUUGAACUUCAUAUGUGAAACAACACCAAUCACCAAUACCUGCACUUUUCAAUAUAAUGGAAAUUGCUAUUAUCCAUCGCAGUCUGCUCUUUCCGAACAAGAUGCUCAAUCGGCUUGUCAGCAAGAAUGUGGAAAUCUAGUAUCAAUUCAUUCAGAUGAAGAAAAUAAUUUUGUUCAAUCUUUAUUCACAACAAAUUCACCAACAUAUAUUCGAAUUGGAGCAAAGCACAGUAAUAAUCAAAACUCGAAUUAUUGGAUUGAUGGAUCAAGUUGGGAUUAUGAUAACAUUGGAUAUUCAAACCCAAAUCUCGGAAUGUGUUGGAGUAUGGCUCUCACGAAUGACACUAUUCCAGCUGGAAAAUGGAUUAGCAGCCAUUGUGAUACUUCUCUACCAUUUGUUUGUAAGAGAACAGUUGGAACCCAGUGUGGAGCUACUCCUGGCCCAACUCCGGCACAGUGUACUUCACCAAUGUUUUUGCAUAACUCUGGAUCUUUCUAUUCUCCCAACUGGCCAAACAGCUACCUUGGCGAUCAGUACCCAUGCACAUACAUCCUUGACACUCCAAUCGGCUCCCUUGUCCAAAUCCAAUUCCCAAUUCUGAAUCUGGAUUCCCAGGCGUCAAUUUCUCUUUACAAUCAUGUAGAGGACUCCACACCUUUUCUGGUACUUGAAGCGAAUUCUGCAAGCGAUCAGUGGUACACAUCGACAACAAAUACGAUGAGAGUAGUGUUCCAACUUUGCAUCUCACAUUGUUUAAAUGAUGGUGCCAACUAUAAUUGGAAAGCUGAAUUCAAGCCAUCCACAGCUGUUACAACCCAGCCACCAAUUACAGUAACCCCAAACCCGAAUAACCCGUCAGGGUGUAAUUCAAAUAUAAUGGCUCCAGGAUAUAUAUCAAGCCCGAAUUAUCCAAACUACUAUCCAAGCAAUGCGUUGUGUAGGUACCAUCUUUCUACAACUGUUGGAAACCGAAUUAAACUUGAUUUUGGAGCAAUUGACACUGAUCAAUGCUGUGAUUAUAUUUACGUGCAAGAUGGGGCAUUUACCGGAAGUCCGUUUAUUGCAAAUAUCAGUGGUACAUAUCCAGCGCACAUGAAAACCUUUCAGUCGACCUCUAACUUAAUGCUAGUCACUUUUAAAUCAUCUAUUUAUGAUAACAAAGAUUAUACAGGAUUCAGUGCUAAUUUUUGCACGAUUCAAAUUUGAUUUUUAUGUUUUUAUUCGUGGUGAAAUUUUAAAUAAAUGAUUACAUUCA